Molecule: messenger RNA, 1464 nt
Organism: Solanum stenotomum
Lineage: Eukaryota; Viridiplantae; Streptophyta; Magnoliopsida; Solanales; Solanaceae
Product: receptor-like protein 43
Exons: 2
Coding region: 1-1464 (487 amino acids)
Molecular function (GO): protein binding
Source: RefSeq, a predicted model, not a curated record
AUGUCCGACAAGUACUCUAGACAUUAUAGUACUUCUCUCCCAAAAGCAUCGUCUUGGAAUGAGAGUACGGAUUGCUACACUUGGGGCUGGAUCAUUUGUGACAUGUUAACAGGUUAUGUUAUUGGCCUAGACCUUAGUAAUGCAAAUAUUAGCGGAACUAUUCAUCCCAACAGCAGCCUCUUCCAACUUCAUCGUCUUCAAACGCUAAACCUUGUUUACAAUAACUUAUCUGGUCUCAUUCCUGAUUCCAUUGGCAACUUCACACAAAUCAGAGAGUUGGAUUUUGGUUCCAAUCAUUUCACUGGCCAUAUUCCUUUAACAAUCUCAAAAUUGAAACAUCUCGCCCGUCUAGAUCUUUCGUUAAACUCACUUGGAGGUAAAAUUCCAGAUGUUUUCUCUAACCUCCAAGAGCUAGUUACAUUGUAUCUUUCUUACAACAGCUUCAUUGGUCCAUUUCCCUCUUCGAUUUUAAACUUGACACGUCUUGAAAACUUAGAUUUGUCGAGUAAUUCCUUGUCUGGUCCAUUGCCAAGCAAUGUCAGCAUGUUUCUAAAGCUAGUUGACCUGGAUUUUUCUCACAACUUGCUAAAUGGAACAAUACCAUCUUGGGCGUUUAGCCUCCCUUCUUUAUAUAUGUUGGAGCUCCAUCAUAAUCUAUUCAAUGGACUAUCUGAUGAGCUCAAAGUGAAUCGAGCAGUAGGGCGUUUGGAUUUGAGUUAUAAUCAACUCAGUAAUCCUAUUCUUCGAUCACUUCAAAAUCUGACAAACCUUGUAAACCUUGACCUUUCAUCAAACAACAUCACCAUUGAUGGGGGAACACAAAUCACUUUUCCUAGACUAGAAAUUUUGUGGUUAUCAUCUUGUGAACUGAAGGAUUUUCCACAAUUUCUAAGAAAUUUAAAGACACUUCGGGUCAUAAAUCUUUCUAACAAUAAGAUUCGUGGUCAAAUCCCUAACUGGUUUAGCGGGAUGAGUAUCCUGAAUGGUGAUGGUAAACAAUUGACGACCAUUAUCUUGAAUGGUAAUCAUUUUGAAGGACAUGUCCCUGUGUCAUUACUCAACUGUGUUGGUUUAGAAGUUCUUGAUAUCGGGAACAACGCUGUAAAUGACUCAUUUCCAGCUUGGCUAGGAACUCUUCAAGAGCUGCAAGUCCUUAUAUUAAAGUCGAACAAGUUCCAUGGACCUAUAAGUACUAGGCUGAGGUUUGGGUUUCCCAGGUUGCGGAUUUUAGAUCUCUCUCAUAAUGAGUUCAGUGGCUUACUGCCUACAGAAGUUUUUCAAAAUUUCAAAGGAAUGAUCAAAAUAGAUGACAGUGACAAAGGUAAGAUCGAAUAUAUGAAAACAUCUGACUCAUUUUUUGUUAUGUACGACGAUUCAGUGAGGUUGGUGAUUAAAGGAUACGAUAUAGAGCUAGAAAGAAUCACUACAAUUAUGACAGCCAUAGAUCUCUCAAGCUCGUAUUGA